Molecule: messenger RNA, 3723 nt
Organism: Triplophysa rosa
Lineage: Eukaryota; Metazoa; Chordata; Actinopteri; Cypriniformes; Nemacheilidae
Gene: slc24a2b
Product: solute carrier family 24 member 2
Exons: 9
Coding region: 699-2537 (612 amino acids)
Biological process (GO): long-term synaptic depression; intracellular calcium ion homeostasis; calcium ion transmembrane transport
Cellular component (GO): membrane
Molecular function (GO): calcium, potassium:sodium antiporter activity; calcium channel activity
Source: RefSeq, a predicted model, not a curated record
CACUGUACACUGUAAGGUAAUAGGUUACAGUAAGGUGACUGAAAGCAAGCUACUGUACCUGAUGGGCUAAGAAAAGCAUCUGUCGUGUUAUUUUAACCCUUUAACCAUAGAACUAAUAUGUCUGAGUAUAGCUGUUUUAUAAGAGGUAUAAGAGGUGUAGUCAUGCUCAUGCUAAAAAUUGUGAAUUGUGAAUGGGAAGUUGUGUUAUUUGGGUAUUUUUAAUCAAAAAGGUUUACAUUUUUAAUGAUAAACCUAAAGUUAAAAUGAUAGUUCACCCAAAAAUGAAAAUUCUGUCAUCAUUUACUCACCCUCUUGUCAUUUUAAACCUGAAUGACUUUUAUUCUUCCGAACAACACAAAAGAAGAUAUUUUGAAGAAAGUUGUCAGCUGGCACCCAUUCUAUUGGUUUUGUGUCCAUACAAUAGAAGUGAAUGGGUGCCGACGCUGUUUGGCUAUAUUUUUUAAGGCAAAUAAAAAUAAUUUUUCGUCCUUAUGACUAAUCCUGUGUCUCUCUUUCUCUCUCACUCUCAUUUGAAUGUUUUCUUUCAGAGAUUAUUAUGAGGAAACCAUUAGAGUCCUUGGACCCUGUGAGGAAUCGGGGGUUGAUUUGACUGGUCAGGUUUAAGCAGACUGGACAUGUAACCAUGCCUGGUGCUCCAUAGAUUCGAGACCAACGGACCCCUGAUCUGCCCAUCAACCAUGGAGUUCCCCUGCACCCACCGAGGGUCAUAUUCCACCCCUCUGGAGCGGAGCGGCAGGUGUCACCGAGCGCAGCUCGUGAGGAGAAAGCUUCGUCCGACUCGGAUCCUCGGUUUCAUCCUGUGCAUCUCUGCCCUCUCGAUGUUCCUGUCCUUGAGUGCCUUUACGACCACUUUGGGGCCGUUUUCAAAUAGGAUGCCACCCACCAACCACGAGGGACUUGCAGAGCAAGUGCCACUCAGAACUGUACUCUCUUCCGAGGUCGAGCACAACGCCUCAGGUCAGGAACAUACGCCCAUUGCCAUGGCGUCUUCUGGCGAACACGGCAAGGGCGAUUAUCCCGAGGACCUAUUCACACUCGAGGAGAGGCGACAGGGCGCUGUCGUGCUCCAUAUGUUCGGGAUGAUCUACAUGUUCAUCGCCCUCGCCAUCGUGUGCGACGAGUUCUUUGUUCCCGCGCUCACCGUCAUCACGGAAAAGCUCCAGAUUUCGGACGACGUGGCUGGUGCCACCUUCAUGGCCGCCGGAGGCUCCGCCCCUGAGCUCUUCACAUCCGUGAUCGGCGUGUUCAUCUCGCACAGCAACGUGGGCAUCGGAACCAUCGUGGGUUCUGCGGUCUUCAACAUUUUAUUUGUGAUCGGGAUGUGUGCUCUCUUCUCACGGGAGAUUCUGAACCUCACCUGGUGGCCUCUGUUUAGAGAUGUCAGCUUUUAUAUUAUUGGACUUAUUAUGCUCAUUGUAUUCUUCCUGGAUAACUACAUUACCUACCAUGAGAGCAUUGCACUGCUGCUUUGCUACGUUACCUAUGUGACGUUUAUGAAGUUCAACGUCACUGUAGAGACAUGGAUCAAAAGCAAGCUGAACAGAAAUCAAGUGGAUGACCCUGAAGCUUCUCCUAAGGUUAAUGCAGGAGACGAUGAAAAUAAACUUUCUGCUAAGCCGCGCCUCCAGAGAGGAGGAAGCUCCGCCUCCUUGCAUAACACACUGAUGAGAAACAGCAUCUUCCAGCUCAUGAUCCACACACUUGACCCGCUCACUGAAGGGAAGUUCAAGGAGAAAGCAUCCAUUUUACACAAGAUUGCAAGAAAUAAAGGCCAAGAUGAAGCAAACGGUGUUGUAGAUAAGAACCUUCCCAACAGCACCAGUGUGGAGGUAGAGGUCACUCCGCCCAUGAAUGGCAGUGCUGGCAAUGCCGAGGAUGAAGAGGAGGAAGAUGAAGAUCAGCCUUUGAGCUUGGCAUGGCCAGAUACGCCACGGAAACGAGCAAUGUACCUCUUAAUUUUACCCAUUGUCUUUCCAUUGUGGCUGACACUGCCAGAUGUCCGCAGAGAAACUUCAAGGAAGUUUUUUCCUUUGACGUUUUUGGGAUCCAUUUCCUGGAUUGCUGUUUUCUCCUACUUGAUGGUUUGGUGGGCUCAUCAGGUUGGUGAGACUAUUGGAAUCACUGAGGAAAUAAUGGGCUUGACCAUUCUAGCAGCAGGUACAUCCAUUCCCGAUCUCAUCACCAGCGUUAUCGUUGCACGGAAAGGUCUUGGAGACAUGGCCGUGUCCAGCUCAGUCGGUUCCAACAUAUUCGACAUCACUGUGGGCCUGCCGUUUCCAUGGUUACUGUUUUCCUCAGCGAACAACAUGAGUCCGGUGGCGGUGAGCAGUAACGGCCUGUUCUGCGCCAUCGUUCUGCUCUUCCUCAUGCUCCUCUUCGUCAUCAUCUCCAUCGCCGUGUGCAAGUGGAGGAUGAGCAAGCUGCUGGGAUUCCUCAUGUUCAUGCUGUACUUCGUCUUCCUGGUGGUCAGCGUCAUGCUGGAGGACAAGAUAAUCGUCUGCCCAGUCUCUAUCUGAGUCCUUUAUCCUGAGCACGCUUGUCGUUAUUCCGAGGCGCAAUCCCUUCUUCGUCCAGACUCUGGGCAUCCCAACUAUGACUUGGAUACUUGGACGCGGAAAUGCGUCUGAAAAGUAGUUUGUUAUGGGAAUGUAGUGCAAUAUCCUGCACUAUUUAAAAGCAGUACAUAGAGACUUGAUGUACUGUAGGUUUAGCCAUUUUUAACACUCUGUGUGCAGAGAUUGGACUUUAUUGAAGGACUUGAAGACCGUGGAGACAACACAUCCAAGGAGAAUGUCUACAGACUCAGGAAAGGACCUAUGGUGCAAAUACGCAAUAAAAACACUAAUGAAAAUACCAGCAAGCAAAACACUGAUUCUUGUACCGUGCUUUGAAGCUCAUGGUAUCAUAAGCCUUGUGUUGCACCGAUGACAAAGAUUUAAUGAAAGAAACAAAGCUCCACAAUUGCUUUGUUUGAACGCUGGUCCUUUCUCAAUGUUUUGAGUAUAUCAUGUAACUUAUUGACCAUAUUUGUAGACGUAGUCUUCUGAAGCCUAGGCCUACAAAUAAUCAGUAUCCAACUCACAGAUCGGGAGCACUCGUACUAUUAAAUAUAAUCAAUCACAUUGUCUGUGUUAUUUGUUAAUGCAAUAUUUUAUGUGUAUUCUCUGGAACUAUUAUUUGGCAGAUCCAAUGAAAGUCCAACAAAAAACAUGCACGUUUCUUCACAAAUCCAGUGUAGUUUCUUAUGCUGUCAAUUUGGAUGUAUGUGCAGUGUAUGUUGUGGGGUACAGUUUUAAUUAUUACAUUUAAUAAAACGUAAAGUCAAAUUUAUGAAAAAUUAUGCUUAUUACGACUCAAGCUACAUGUUGUUGUGGUUUACGUUCAUGUCAGCUAAAUUUAAGUAAACUUGUACUGUACUGUAUAUGACAUUGUACAUCAAUGAUUAUUUUAUAAUGGCUUUGCAAAGUUAGUAUUAUAACAAUAAAUUAUACUAUAUAAGAGGGCCUACACAUGUACCAGGUUUCUUUGCUCAACCCCUGAAUAAAGAUGAUAUAGUCUUUAUGAUGAAUCAGAUAAUACAAAAGUUCAUUGAAAUAAUGUCAUGUCACAUUGUUGCUUAUAAAGGCAGUGUAACGGGCUUUCAUGUAGAAUUACUUAACAAAACCUUUCUUGUUACUUCAUACACACAUAAUUCAGCUUUAA